Messenger RNA from Scomber japonicus (chub mackerel), 526 nucleotides. RefSeq names its product cytochrome c oxidase subunit 7A2, mitochondrial. Bases 70 to 321 code for a protein of 83 amino acids. The transcript has 4 exons. Lineage: Eukaryota; Metazoa; Chordata; Actinopteri; Scombriformes; Scombridae. Gene Ontology annotation, biological process: regulation of oxidative phosphorylation; mitochondrial electron transport, cytochrome c to oxygen; mitochondrial respirasome assembly. The record is from RefSeq and is a predicted model, not a curated record.
GACGACGCGCACGCAGACGCCAUAACCGGAAGUAGAUUUUUCCGGUGUCCUUGUGCGACUCAGGCGAAGAUGAACAGACAGAUAUUUGCGCUGCAGAGGAUGGUGAGGCGGAGCAUCUCCAGCUCCAGCCGUCGCCAGGUGGAGAACAAUGUCCCAAAGAACCAGAAACUGUUCCAGGAGGACAACGGCAUCCCCGUCCACUUGAAAGGAGGCCCAGCCGACGCUCUGCUGUACAGAACAACGAUGGCCCUCACCGUCCUGGGAACUGGAUACGUGGUGUACGAGCUGGUGAGCGCAGCGUUCCCGAAGAAGAAAGACUGAAACUCCUAAAUGCUUCCCGCUGUCUUAUUUCCAUGUUUAAAAAAAAAAAAAAAAAAACCCCAGCCAGGUGCUCCUCCUUGUAAAAUAAGUGAUACAUAACUCCUGUUGUGGUGGGAAAUAGAGUUUAAUGUUCAUGGGAUCAAUAUUUAUUUCUUGUACUCUAAUGAGGAUCAAUAAAAUAAAAUACCUCUCAUGACCAAAAAAC